CAGCUGCAACACUCGGACGCAGCACAAAGCGAAAGAACAAUCCGAGAAAAAGCCCGGCGAAAGCGGCGUCGGCGGCGAUGUUGCGGCAGAUGCGAUGGCUGACGGACAGGGAAGGGAGGUGGGAGCUGGACGUGGAGUCCCCGGCGACGAUGGAGGGCACGGCGCGCCCGGUCCCGGGCGACCCGCUGCCCCUCGGUCUCUCGCGGGGGCCCCGCGUCACCCGCACCAAGCAGCUCGACUUCUUCCACCGCUUCAUGGCCUCCCCGCUCGUCCCCUCCUUCUCCGCCUCCCGCGCCGGCCUCUCCCUCCAUCACGCGCACCUCCUCCAUCUCGCCCACAACUGGUCAUUUACUAUCUUGGAGCAGCUUCAUGUACAGAAGCUCGUGACAGCCGUGAAGGAGAAGCUGUCAAAUCAUCGACAAGGGGUUCCCUGGUCCAAUGAUCUCGAGAGGCAUUUGCAUGACGUCAUUUCUCUAGGUGUUGGCACGGAAUUCUUGAUCACACCAGACACGGCAUUGCUGCUGGAGUUGUACAAUAUCAACAAGGGGGACCGAGGCAAAGCGAUUAUUCACCACAAGCUUCCUCAACAAAAUAUUACAUUAGCAGCAUCUUGGCCUGGAUUAUUUGUUGAUAAACAGGGGGUGUACUGGGAUGUGCCUUUAUCAUUGUCAGCUGAUCUUGCUUCAGUCGGCUCCAGUUCUGGAUUGAGUUAUCAUCUAUUGUUACAACAGAAUAGUGGGGAGCCAAAAUGUUUUGGUGGUGAUGAAACCAAUGAUGUUCCUCUCGCUCUGCUACCUGGUUUGUGUGCUAAAGCAGCUAUUUCCAUCAAGAGAAGUAUUGAUGCUUGGAGGAAGAAAGAAGACAAGCUAAAAAUGGUUCAGCCUUAUGAUGCAUUUCUCUCAGACCCUCAUGUUUCAUUCACUGGAAUUGUUGGUGCUGUAGCCAGUGGUUCUUUGGGAGAUUGUUCAAAAAGAAUUAUAGUGCCGGACGAAAUGCGAAAAAGCAAUGCCUUCAGAGUAUUCCACGAGAGGAAUAAGUUUGCUGCAUUUGCAGACCUCUUUGCUUCUGUUACUUUUACAGCUCAACAUGGAAAUUUCCAGAGGCUUUUCCUGGAUUUGACCAGGGUCAGUGCCCGAUUAGAUAUAUCCUCAGGAUCUUUGUUCUUACGUGGUGCUUCUCGAUUAGCGCAAGAUUUUUUCUUCUCUAGACGGCCUGAUUUAGAGACAUUCUGUGAUGUUUGUCCAGAUGUGAUUGUUUCUCUUCAACAACAGAUAGUUGGACCAUUCAGCUUUCGUGUUGAAUCUUCUGUUGCCAUUGACCCAAGAAGUCCAGACCAUUUUGUUCGAGUGGGCGACUCGGUCUUCGCCAUUGAUUGGGCCCUGAAGGUUCUGGGUUCAGCAAAGGCCACAGCUUGGUAUUCGCCCAAGCAUCAGGAAGCAAUGGUGGAGCUUCGUUUCUUUGAGGUCUGAUGAAGCAUAUAAAGGUUCCAUCUCACGUCGAAGGUCACAAGCAUAAUCAUGUGGGUUUAUGGUCCGUUCAUAUAGUGCCACAUGGUGUAUCCCAUCAUAUGAAUGGUCGAUGCUGCGUUUAUCAAGCCUAUGCAUACAACACCACUGGAUUUAUCUGGGUUAUAUUACUUUAGACAUAUUGGAUCAUCGGUCCUGCCAUGCUGCUCAUCGGGUAAAAUAGUUUCUGCUAUAGAGUAAUCCAUGGAGGAAAUUAUUAUUUCAGUUCUAGGACAGUUGUUAUGUAUUCACAUUGUCCGUCAAUUGAGAAUACAUUCUAAUUGUAUAUCGUACUUUCACUGGCCACAUUUGCUCUUGUUCAUCAAUUCAUUAUUACUAUAUGGUUUGAGAGUUUCA
Triticum dicoccoides is the source of this 1862-nucleotide messenger RNA. Its product is annotated as protein TRIGALACTOSYLDIACYLGLYCEROL 4, chloroplastic-like. The record is from RefSeq and is a predicted model, not a curated record. The coding region runs from base 78 to 1469 and encodes 463 amino acids. The transcript has 5 exons. Lineage: Eukaryota; Viridiplantae; Streptophyta; Magnoliopsida; Poales; Poaceae. Gene Ontology annotation, cellular component: chloroplast envelope. Gene Ontology annotation, molecular function: phosphatidic acid binding. Gene Ontology annotation, biological process: acylglycerol transport; ER to chloroplast lipid transport.